Messenger RNA from Fibroporia radiculosa, 1836 nucleotides. RefSeq lists its product as uncharacterized. Lineage: Eukaryota; Fungi; Basidiomycota; Agaricomycetes; Polyporales; Fibroporiaceae. Bases 1 to 1836 code for a protein of 611 amino acids. The transcript is spliced from 8 exons. The record is from RefSeq and is a predicted model, not a curated record. Gene Ontology annotation, molecular function: glucosaminyl-phosphatidylinositol O-acyltransferase activity. Gene Ontology annotation, cellular component: membrane; endoplasmic reticulum. Gene Ontology annotation, biological process: GPI anchor biosynthetic process; protein localization to plasma membrane.
AUGGGUGAUGACUACAAGACAUCGAAGGAGGCGUUCGUCUCGGGCAUGACAGGUUCCAGCAUUGGCCACGUUAACAUGGUAUCCCUUGCCGCUCUCUCCUCCAUGGCACUCCAUUCAGCCCUAAGAACACGACUUCCUCAGAGCAAGUCUAGCUUUCUCUUGGAUCUCGUCCUAUUAGGAACCCCACUCCUUCUCUCCGUUACUUUGUCUGCCGAAUCUCCUAGCUUCCUUAAUUUAGCAUUGCUUAUUGUGACAGGAUUGGUACUCCUCCUGCCGCGUAGAGACACUGGGCCCCCUCUUCCUUCAACAGUUUCGUCAGACGAGAGGUCUGCAAGCGUGCAAGACCGAACGGCUGAAGAGACACCACAGAUCAAAGUUCCUUCUGGCCCAGUUAUUGCCCCGCUUCCCGCUUUAACAACAUAUCGCUCGCACAUGCUGUUAAUGACAUUUACGUGCAUUCUUGCGGUCGACUUUCCUGUCUUUCCGCGCAUGCUGGCCAAGUGUGAAACGUUCGGUGUAUCUCUAAUGGACUUGGGCGUCGGCUCAUUUGUGUUUUCUCAAGGCAUUGUAUCCGCCAUACCGCUCAUCAAAAACCCCUCCUAUCUGAAGAAUCCACUGAUACCCAAAUUGGUUACUGUCCUACGAAAAUGUUCACCCCUUCUAUUUCUGGGUCUGAUACGUACCUUAUCAGUAAAGGGCGUAGAAUACCCUGAGCAUCAAACUGAAUACGGAACACACUGGAAUUUCUUUAUUACGUUGGCGGUUGUGCCGUUUCUACAGGUUUUCUUGCAUCCACUCAUGUUACGAUUUCCCAUCUCUCUUUUGGGUGUCCUCGUUGCGUUCUUGCACCAGUUAGCAUUGAACGCUGGCCUUAGGGAUUUCGUUAUGAACGCUCCUCGUGUCAGCAUCAUCAGUGCAAACAAGGAGGGAAUCGUUUCAUCAAUAGGUUACUUGGCGGUCGACCUUCUCGGCCUUUCUGUUGGCACGCUCGUACUUCCAGCAACACCGUCUUACUUCCGACGGCGCCAACAGGAGCUCAUAGAGCCUCUGUCGCGCCCAACAACUCCUCGCGCUAAUGACUUGAGUGACUUGGAUAGCGAACGUGCGAAGGGAUCAACGCGCCGAGGCUUGACGGAGACACAUGCGAAACGAGAAAACGACAAGACGGCAAUUGAACUUUGCUCUUAUGCCGUCCUAUACUGGGUGCUUUUGGGUGCGUUGAAAUAUGUUAAUGCCGGUGAAGGCAUUUCGCGUCGACUCAUCAGUAUUCAAUACAUCAUCUGGGUUGCUGCGUAUAACACAACGUUCCUCCUUGGGUAUCUCGUGCUUGACCUGGUGUUCUUCGCAUCGCCGUUUUCUAAGUCCACCUACUCUCCCUAUUCGAAACUCAAGGUUCAGCCGAAUCCCUUGACGUACAUCAAGCACGACGACCGGAAACAAGAAGUUGUGAGGAGUGCUCCCGCGCUUCUCGAGGCCAUAAACAAGAAUGGUCUUGUGUUAUUCCUCAUGGGCGCGGGUAUGUGGACACUUCCUUCAACCUUUGCUCUUACAAGCUUCACAUAUCCAUAUAAAACACUCCUUGCUAGAAGCUCUGCCCUCGAACAUCCUCUCUACCUACCCUUGCUCUACCAAAUAUUCGACACGGUGACAGCGUUCUUCGCUGCAGCCAUAACUCCAACGUUCGACGAUAUGUACAACUGCGAUAGGACAUGUGUCAAGCAUUGCACACCCGCUUUCUCCCCGCGUGCUCUCUUCAGACGGCUACACUUCCGUUCAGUGGACAAGGAAACUAUGGUUAUGGUAAAACGGAAGUCGUUACGGGGUGCAGCGUCGUGA